Pyricularia oryzae 70-15 is the source of this 1091-nucleotide messenger RNA. RefSeq lists its product as uncharacterized. NCBI's taxonomy places the organism in Eukaryota, Fungi, Ascomycota, Sordariomycetes, Magnaporthales, Pyriculariaceae. The transcript has 2 exons. Bases 220 to 927 code for a protein of 235 amino acids. Gene Ontology annotation, cellular component: mitochondrion. The record is from RefSeq and is a predicted model, not a curated record.
UUCCAACUUGCAAAAAAAAUCCGGGUCGCUUUGGGAGCUUCAACAAUAUCAAUGUAAUCCUAGAUACAUUGAACCGACGACAACAACUACGCUUCCAGUGGCGUGCAGGUGCGCCCAAGCUCAAUUACCGACACAACAAGUGUUUUUGAGUAUUUCAAAAAGCUUGGGAAACUUCAGGGCAGGAGACGCGGCGGAUAGCGCCACCCCGGUCACUAAAAGAUGCCGCCGUCCAAAACAUUUUCCUUCUUGUCGAGCUUACUGCGCUCAAGGCCAACGACCGCCAGCAUACCCAGCAUAUCGCCAGCUAUCCAGUCAAGAUGGGUAUCGAGUAAACGCACCUUCACAAUACCGGAGCCGAUCCCGCUCGUGCCCGACGUACCGACCUUCCUCAGGCUGAUCGGGCGUGACCUGGUCAAGCACGCGUCCAAGUUUCCGUCGUGGGAGGCUCUUUUCUCCCUGACGCCGCCGCAGCUGCGCGAGCUGGGCAUUGAGCCGGCGCGGUCGCGGCGGUACCUGAUCUCGUGGCGGAACAAGUACACGCAGGGCCACUUUGGCAUCGGAGGCGACCUGAAGCACGUCGUCGACGGCGCGGCGGAGCUCAAGGUUCUCAACAUCCCCAAGGGCCCGCUCAAGACGCACCGAGUCGUCGUCAACGUGCCGCCCGGAACCAAGCCCGAGGACGUGCCCGAGAAGGAAAGGCCCCGAAUCCAGGGCUACAAGGUCAUUGGCACUAGAACCAUUGCGGGCCCGCACGCCGUGCCGAUGAAGAACCACGAAGGGUCGAUCUUCAAGGCCGUCGAUGGCCUGUGGGAGCACAAGAGGGGCAGGAAGAUUGAUGGUGGUGAGAGGAGGCGGGCCGAGGUGCGGUUCAAGAGGAGGGUGGAGGAGCGCAAGGCCAUGAGGGAGUCCCAGGGCUUCAACUACUGAUAGGUCCAGGGAUCCUGAUAGCGAAUGACUUUUCUGUGGCCAGGGCCGCAGACGGUGUUUCUCACCCUCAUCCCGACCAGCACGCUGUACAUCACCGUAUACUUCUAGAAUCUGUACAAUAAACCAUUCACCUAACGUGCAAAAAGGCACACGAGAGCGUUAUU